Messenger RNA from Pristis pectinata (smalltooth sawfish), 2595 nucleotides. Its product is annotated as protein FAM181B. The coding region runs from base 220 to 1266 and encodes 348 amino acids. The transcript has a single exon. Lineage: Eukaryota; Metazoa; Chordata; Chondrichthyes; Rhinopristiformes; Pristidae. The record is from RefSeq and is a predicted model, not a curated record.
CUGAAGUCUGGGCUGGAUUUAAGUUUGAGAGCUCGAUCGUUUCCCAGGGUUUCCCUCCGCUCUGCCCCACGCCCCAGUGUCGAGUCGCCUACCGCUGGAGUGUUCGCUUAGAGCCAAGGGGUUUCCGAAACCUUGGAAAAUGUGCUGGAAAACUUUGUAGGCACUUUCGAGAGAGUAAGGGCUGGCUCCUGUUGACCCUCGAGAGUUGGGGGACAGGAGAUGGCUGUGCAGGCUGCCAUCAUGAACCCUCACUUCAUCCAUUUCUGUUUCCCCGGUUCCUCGAUGGAAUAUGAGCUGGAAAGUGCUUACAACGGGGCCCUCUUGGGAGAGGUGGAGAGCGCCGGCGAGCUCAAGGAGACCACCAGCGCCCUGCUCAACUUCAUAGACUCAGCCUCCAGCAACAUCAAGCUGGCUUUGGACAAGCCGGUCAAGUCGAAGAGGAAAGUCAACCACAGAAAGUACCUGCAGAAACAAAUCAAGCGGUGCACGGGGAUGAUCUCCGCGAGUGGCAGCGGCGCAGGACCUGGGCAAGAGGCAGGCGGCAAGAGGCAGGCAUCUUCCCCAUCCACCACCUCCUCCUCCUCCUCCACCACCACCGGCCACUUCCAGUGCAAGCCCCCGCCCAAGAAGGAUGGCUCGCAGUCCAGCCUUCAGAGCAAGUCGCUGGCGGCUCUCUUCGACUCGGUGCGGGACCUGCAGCGCUCGGCGGCCGGCGGCGGCAGCAAGAAGGUGCCGCUGAGGAACCGCAACCUGCCGCCGUCCUUCUUCACCGAGCCGGCCAACGUUAAAAUCACCUCCACCUCGGGCAUGUCCCUGAAAGACCUGGAGAGGGGCAAUCCCGAGGCGGCCGAGUUCUUCGAGCUGCUCGGGCCGGAUUACAGCAACAUGAUCUCGGGUCAGGAGCCGUUCCCGGGGCGGAUCCCGCAGCAGGGGAGCUGCGAGCUCGGAGCCCACGACUCGUACCGCGGCAGCGCCGCUCUCAGCGCCAGCUUCUCCCACUUCCCAGAGCCCUGGCUCCAGUGCAACCCCUCGAAAAAGAGCCCUCCCGGGGGCUGGAGCCUCGCUGCCCCCGAAAGCGCCCGGACAGCGGGAGGACUCACGCCGUUAUACGCCGGCAGCCAGCCGACGAACACCUCGCCCAUGGAGGAGCCGCCCGCAGGUCUAGCAGCCUUCUCGCAGUUCUUCCCCGAGUGCUCGCUGCCACCGGUCUCUUACGAGUACAGUCCGGGAUUUAAUUGCGGCAGACAAACCUUCCCCGGCCUUUAAUUCCCUUCUUGAAACACUACAUACGACUUUUGAACUUUUGUGUUCGUCCAGGUGAACUCGCAAGUUCGGCAAAGAGCCUUUUUGUACUUCUGAGCACAAGAGGCGAAUACUCCGGCUCCACAUGACAACAGAGUGAGCCACGGCGGACUGAACACACUACACAAGGGGAACGCACACACGCGCGUUACAUAGAGUGCACCAAAGAUAGGAAAUAUCUUGGUUGCUUUAAUUUCUUUAAGGUCAGACAUAAUGGUCCGUCGCUAUUCCGUGUUAGCCUAGUUCGAGAAAACAAGCAUGAUAUGUAAUAAAGUUGGCUCUGAUUGUGUAUAAACCUUGUGCUGACGUGCAAAACGGGUCAUUUCAACUGCCAAUGUUGCAUGAAACUCAGAAAGAAACACUAUAAAGAAGGGCGCUGCUCUUCAGACGCCGUGUAGAUGCAAUUGCACUUUGUGGAUUGAAGGAUUUGACCGAGUAAAUCUGUGCUGAUUGAGCAAACAGUUCUGUACGUGACAACGGACGGCAAGUCCCGCAUUACCAGGACACAAACAAAAUAAUAAUAAGCUCUAUUAUAAUCAAAAUCUGUCUGAAAUGAUAUAAAUUUGAACGCAUAUACCAAAACAUUGGGGAGCUAAAUACGAACAGCCGAAAUUGUGUAAAGGACACUAAGAUCAUACGACACGGUUAACCUUGAACCAUAAUGACAUUUAGUUUUGGAACAAAUAGACAUUUCUAGAUUGUUAUUUAUAGUCUGAAGGACAGACUGUUAAUGCUGAACAUCCGCAUUAACCGUUAAUAUUUGGCCUACUUCUUGGUUUUCAUUUUAUAAAUCGAUAGUCCUGACACCCAGCUGACAACAAUAUUAGUUUGCCGAUGUUAUCUUUGUUCAUUUCCCAAAGAGACAAACAACUCUGUCAAGAAUUGUCCUCCAGGAUGUUCAUCUUCUCCUAGUACCUGCUGUGCUUUGGGUUUUAGUGUCCUGCCUGUUUAGAAACCACUUGAUCUGUGAGUUAUUUCGAGAAAGGUACCCAUUGCAGCUACCUCUCGAGUGAAAGGUCAACAGACAAAAUAAAGCUGGUCUUUAUUUUCGGAAUGCACGACGUCUGUUUUGAAGUUUGUUUUCUUUUACCGCGGGGCGGUGGUGAUGGUGGGUGGGGAUGGAAGGCAACUCAACACUACAGGAAGCUGCAGAACUGCUGGAUGACACGGUCUUCCUAUCUUCUUCAUGGCCUGUUCUGCAUUACCGACCAACCUGAAAGGGAGGAAAUUACACUUGAUGGGAGAUUAAUACUCGCUCAUCUGAAUGCGAUAAUUGCGCCUAAAACAUGUUCU